This is a messenger RNA of Egretta garzetta (little egret), 3942 nucleotides long. RefSeq names its product DnaJ heat shock protein family (Hsp40) member B9 (gene DNAJB9). The record is from RefSeq and is a predicted model, not a curated record. Gene Ontology annotation, cellular component: endoplasmic reticulum. The transcript has 3 exons. Gene Ontology annotation, molecular function: misfolded protein binding; protein-folding chaperone binding. Bases 27 to 674 code for a protein of 215 amino acids. Lineage: Eukaryota; Metazoa; Chordata; Aves; Pelecaniformes; Ardeidae.
UACGGCUCUGGCGAGGAACCAGAGAAAUGGCAACUACGCAAUCUGUCUUCACAUUUGCUCUCUGUAUUUUAAUGAUAACUGAAUUAAUAUUGGCUACAGAGAGCUAUUAUGAUAUCUUAGGAGUUCCAAAAAAUGCAUCUGACCGCCAGAUCAAGAAGGCAUUUCACAAGCUGGCUAUGAAAUACCAUCCAGACAAAAAUAAGAGUCCUGGUGCAGAAGCAAAAUUUAGAGAAAUUGCUGAAGCGUAUGAAACAUUAUCAGAUGAGAAUAAACGAAGAGAAUAUGAUCAGUUUGUCCAUCAUGAAAGGCAAGGAAAUAAUGGAAGCCCAUUCCAUCAGUCAUUUAACUUCAACUUUGAUGAUCUGUUCAAAGACUUUGACCUCUUUAGUCAAAACUCACGGUCGAAAAAGCACUUUGAAAAUCACUUCCGAAGUCAUCGGGAAGCUCACAAUCGGCAAAGACGUUCUUUCCAAGAGUUCUCCUUUGGCAGUGGACUGUUUGAUGAUGUGUUUGAAAAUAUGGAAAAAAUGUUUUCAUUUAGUGACUUUGAAAAUGCACAACGACAUGCGGUGCGAACUGAUACCAGGUUUCACGGAUCCAGCAAGCACUGCAGGACUGUCACUCAGAGACGAGGGAACAUGGUUACCACUUAUACAGACUGUUCCGGACAAUAACAUUUUCUUUCUUUUCAUCUCUUUUUUUUCUUCUUCUUUCAAUACCUUUAUAAUCAACCUUGGUUUUGUGCUAACAUGGAAAAAAUUAUUUGAACUGUUUGUUCUAAAAAACACUUAACUGCUAUAAAGAAAUUGUAGAUGAAACUAACCUUCAGAAUAGAAACAACAUGCGUUUGAGAAGUAGCUGUCUCAGUAACUGCUUAGAAUGGGAGAGAAAUAAUACCAUGUGACAGAAGAAGUUAUUUCAGUUUAGUAAACACUUUCCAUAAAUUUGAGCUUCACCACAAGAUAUGUAUUUUUCAUUUCAGAAGUGUAAUAUAUUUUCAUAUAUGCCAAUUCAGGACUGUUUGAGUUAUUGGUGCAUGGAUUGCAGCAGAGGAGAUACUUUAAUUUUGAAGUGCUGCUUUUUUUUUUUUAUCACGUCUUUCCAAAUGUUCACUUGCAAUUUUUACCUAAUAAGGACUUAUUGUGCAAAGUAGAUAAUUUACACAAAAAUAGCGGAUAUAUGACUUACCUGGGUCUUUGUUACUCUGUCCAGCAUUGCAAAUGUAUUAAUAAGACACUUUUUAAAGUUAGAAAGUAACAAGAGAGAAUAUGUUGAGACUGUGCUUCACUCAGGAGAGUGAUGUAGGAAUUACGUUUAUUUCCAAGUAGCCUUUCACUGGCCUGAAAAGAUUUUAGGAUUUGAAUAACCCUUGACUUAUUUAAGGGAUAUUCAUGUAAGUAAGUCUGUGUGCACACAAGGUACCCUUUUUUUUUUUUUUUUUUUUCUUCCAGAAUACAAAUAUCUCUUUAACGAGGUUUGGAAGAGUAUACUGAAAACACUUUUGAUUUAUGCUUGUUAUGUUACCGUAGCUGAGUUUAGUGAACUUAAAUACUCCUCUGUGCUCUUAUGAACUUAAAAGUUUAAGAUAAGCUUGCCUACAGAUUCCUAGUGUUUCUGGAAGGGUCUAAAUAAAAAAUAGAUUGUGUUUAGAUUGACAGAUUUAUUACCUGUCAGCAGGAUUUUUUCAGCGUUGUGAUUUGAAAGGUAAAUUCUUAGCAUAAACACAAAGUAAAACUGAAAAUGACAAUUGGUAUGUUCAUCAAAUGCCUUGUGGUGCUGGAAAUCUGAUAACGAGGACAGUGCUAAUGUGUAACAAUUUCAGCACCAUAGAAAUCCAUAACCAGUCUAAACUAUUUAAAACCAAAAAGAAGGAAAAAAACCCACCCAAACCCCCUGAAUACUUUAACUGAUGUCGAUCUAAAAGUUCUGGUUUAUUUCUUAACGAGUAGUACAGGUUUAGUAUAUUAAAUUGGGUCCCCUUAAUAGGAUUGCUGUCACCCACAUAUUGCUAUCCCUUUAGAAUUGUGAGAUAAGAAUUUACCUUUCAGAUUGAUUGCAUGAGCAAAAUGAGCAUUUUAAACAGCAGUGUUCUAAAUAGGCUUUGAGUUCUUAAAAUCUUUCUCAAAAGAGAUUUAACCCUUUGCUUCUCAGAUGGAUAUUGAAAGCUGCCUAUUUGCUAAGUAACUUUAACCUUCCCCUCAAGGGUAUGUGUUAUUGCUUGUUCAGUUUUCAUUCACUAAAUACUUGGAAUGGAUUGUUGCAUAAUAUUAAGUGCUUUUCCUUUUUCAUGUUCUUCUUUAUUUAUUAAUAGACUAAUACCUCAUAUAUGGUCUUUAUAAAAAGCCAGUAAUUCGUGCAACAGUAUCGGAAUGUGCAAUAUUCUUAUAGUAGGAGAAGUGCUGGAGUGAGUGUGUUUGUGUUAUAUCCACCCUUUUUCUGUGUAAGUAGAGAUUUUUAGUUUCUUCUGUAUAAUUAAUAUAUGAUUCAACCAGAAGCUGUAACUCAUGUAGAUUUCUGCAUUUUUUUUUCUUUUAUGUACUCCAUCGGUCCUGUGCAUGAUAUGGGCAUCCAAAUGAACAAAUUAUUAACUUAAAGUUCUGAAUUACUUUCUCUCACAAAUAUCAAGUUUUUUAGAGAGCAUUUCUUUAUGCAUUUGAGGAGAAUUGUUCACACUGAUAAAACUUUGCAGGAAUGUGACCUUUAGUAUUAAAUAUAAGAGAGUAUUAGCGAAUCCUUUAGGGAUGAUGACUGUUGGAACUUCAAGGUGGGAAGCAACUCUAGAAGCAGGAUGCAAAGAUAAAAUGUUAAUGCCUUUCUUAGUCUAGUGCAUAUUUUCUUAACUGGGGGGAAAAAAAGUGGAAACAGCAGAAUGAGCAAUUCCUAAGCAUGGGAGAAGGAAUAUUUAAAGUUCUUACUAAAACCAAAUCUGUGACUUCUCCAAAGUUAAUUUUCUCCACUUACAAACUUGAGUCCAUUCUCUAAUCCUGAAUUAGAGGAAUAAAAACUAAAAUGAGCACUGUAAAUUGUAGGAAACACAGCCACCCCAAAGUUUUAAGACUAUUUUAAGUGACUGUAUGAAUUCACCAUCCUUCAGGAUAAGCCUUUAGGUGAAAAUCUAGGGUCUUUGGCUGCUUCUAGGUUAGCUUCCCCUCUUUAAGGAUACUCCAGACUUUAUUCAUACAAAGGGUACUUGUUUUCCUUAACUAUUUAAAGUAUGAAACUAAUAAUAAAAUGAUAGGGUUGCUAGUUUUCUAGCUGGUAGUACUUCAAAAAGACUAGUCGAGUCUAGUCUAUUUUUAUCUGCUUCCAUAUUAGUUCUCUUAAUUACUUGUCAUAGGAAACCCAACAAAUACUUUCGAUUAUUCCUAUGGCUUCUCAAAGUGACCUUUCUGUUUGUUUUGGUUGUUGAUCCAAGGUAAAAUCCAAAGGAGAGCUUGUCACUAGUAUCGCAGAGCCUAGUGUAUUCUGUGGUGGGUAUGCUUUGAAUAGACUUUAGCUGAAGAAAUUCAGGCAGGCUUUCCUCAGCCAGCAGUCUUCAGUUCCAUGGCUAUCGGAACACAAGCUUGCAAAACAUGUUGUGCUUCUCACUUAUUUAGAGCUCUUGUAUGUUCUUUUCCUAUUUAUAGUGUUUGCUUCAUGGCAGGCUCUCCAGCGGAAGUCCUGAUAUAACCUUAUGACACCCCCUGACUUCAGAAGUUUCUUAUGUGCCAUCUUUGAUCUCCAUAUCUUGUGAAAAGACCCAGAAAACCCCUACUUUUUUGUUGUGUGAGGGUGAAAAAAUAGAGUUCUUAACAAUUUUUUGAAAGGCAUUUAUGCAUAUGUAGCUCCAAAUGGUUGAGUUUCUAAAACUUUACAAAAAAAUAGUGGGGUUUUUAAUGUUUGUUUUUUCCCAUAAUACUUUUGAAACACAGUAUCUAGUGGAGAUGAAAGUACUGUAAACUU